AUGGCUUCCCUCUGCUCGCCCGAUGCGCUUGCGGCGCCAAAAUUCCUCGGCGGCCAUGUCCUCAACUUCGACGUCAACUUGGUUGAGAACUACAACUCGACAGCCAUCUCUAUGCUUUACUAUGGCCAUCCGACAGUCAAGGUUGAAAACGUGAACUUCUGCAACAUCACGGUAACCUACACGCACCCCGGCCAGAACGACACCAUUCACGUAGAGACAUGGCUGCCUUUGGAUAAUUACAACGGUAGGCUCCAGUCCGUUGGCGGUGGAGGUUGGGUAGCUGGUCGAUAUCCGCCCAGUUACACUGCCAUGGGCGGUGCUAUCGGGGAAGGCUAUGCUACCAGUACCACGGACGCUGGCCUGAAGAUGCAGUUGGACAUGGGACCAGACAGUUGGGCCCUCGAAAGUGAGGGAAACCCUAACCUCUACGCUCUCAACAAUCUCGGAUCAGUGUCUCUCAAUGACCAGGCUAUCAUUGCAAAGCAGUUGAUCAAGAACUUCUAUGGUGAGGACCCAGAGUACUCGUACUGGAAUGGUUGCUCCCAGGGCGGAAGGCAGGGUAUGAUGCUUGCGCAGAGGUUCCCCAACGCCUACGACGGCAUCCAUGCCAGUGCCCCAGCCAUUUACUGGAACCAGCUGGUUGGGUCUACUUUUUGGGCGCAGUUUCUCAUGAAUGACAUGGAAUACUAUCCGUACCCUUGCGAGCUCAAAGCCAUCACCGAUGCAGCAGUCGAGUCGUGUGAUGGCCUAGACGGCGUCAUUGACGGCAUCAUCUCUGACGAAGAGGCAUGCCGAUUUGACCCUCUCUUAGUUGCUGAGACAUCUUUCAACUGUUCUGAUACCGGUAAGGAGAUGAAGAUCUCCAAAGAGGCCGCAAUCUUGGCCAAGGCGACAUGGGCUGGUCCAGAGACCAAGGACGGCGAAUUCCUCUGGUAUGGUCCCAACAUCGGUAGCCAGCUGAGUGGAUCUACUGCGGCGUUGACCAACGAUAUUGGCCUUGCCAUGACUGAAUGCUCCAAUGGCACAUGCACUGGUGUACCUGUGGGACUCGGUGAGGUUUGGUGGAAAUACUGGAUCAAAUCUGACCCGAACUGGUCCUACGAGAACAUGACUCAUGAGGAUUUCCAGUCCUACUUCCGCUCCGGCAUUCAGCGUUACGACUCCAUGGUUGGAACAAGUGAUCCCGAUCUGAGUGCCUUUUAUAAGGCCGGGGGAAAGCUGCUUGGCUAUCAUGGCAUGAGCGAUCAGAUCAUUCCCGCCAAAAACACGGAACACUACUACAAUCAGGUUUCCCAAAAGAACUCCAAAGUUCACGAUUUCUACCGAAUCUUUGAGGUUCCAGGCCUCCUUCACUGUUCUGGUGGUCCGGGGGGUCAGCCCAGCAACACAUUCGACACUCUCAGAGCUUGGGUCGAGAAUGGGACAGUCCCGAACACUCUCGAGCACCACUAUGUUGACGUUGAUGGAGAGAAGCAAAGCCGCUUGCUCUGCCCGUAUCCGAAGAAGGCUCAGCUCAAGCGAAAGGCAAAGGGGAAGAAGGCCCUCGAGAGCGACGACUUUCAGUGCGUCGAGCCGUGA
Molecule: messenger RNA, 1578 nt
Organism: Fusarium vanettenii 77-13-4
Lineage: Eukaryota; Fungi; Ascomycota; Sordariomycetes; Hypocreales; Nectriaceae
Exons: 3
Coding region: 1-1578 (525 amino acids)
Source: RefSeq, a predicted model, not a curated record